Chondrus crispus (carragheen) is the source of this 1886-nucleotide messenger RNA. RefSeq names its product RuvB-like DNA/RNA helicase reptin. Lineage: Eukaryota; Rhodophyta; Florideophyceae; Gigartinales; Gigartinaceae. Gene Ontology annotation, cellular component: Swr1 complex; Ino80 complex; NuA4 histone acetyltransferase complex. Gene Ontology annotation, molecular function: ATP hydrolysis activity; ATP binding; DNA helicase activity. Gene Ontology annotation, biological process: chromatin remodeling; box C/D snoRNP assembly; regulation of transcription by RNA polymerase II. The transcript has 2 exons. The coding region runs from base 1 to 1491 and encodes 496 amino acids. The record is from RefSeq and is a predicted model, not a curated record.
AUGGCAUCGCCCACGCCGCGCUUCCAAGAGGGCGUGGAGCGCACGCGCAUGGAGCGCAUCGGCGCCCACUCGCACAUCCGCGGCCUGGGCCUGGACGAGAACCUCAACGCCGCCCCGAGCGCGCAGGGCCUGGUCGGGCAGCUGGAGGCGCGCAAGGCCGCGGGCGUCAUCGUGCGCAUCAUCGAGCAGGGCAAGAUCGCGGGCCGCGCCGUCCUCAUCGCGGGCCAGCCCGGCACGGGGAAGACCGCCAUCGCCAUGGGCAUGGCACAGGCCCUCGGCUCGGAGACCCCCUUCACUAAGAUGGCCGCCAGCGAGAUCUUCUCGCUCGAGAUGUCCAAGACCGAGGCCCUUACGCAGGCCCUGAGGAAGAGCAUCGGCGUUAGGAUUAAGGAGGAGACAGAGCUUAUCGAAGGCGAGGUUGUGGAGAUUCAAAUUGAUAUGCCGCUCACGAGGUCGUCGGCCGCAGGGAUGGCGAAGAGUGGCAAGCUCACGUUGAAGACCACGGAGAUGGAGACCGUGUAUGACUUGGGUACCAAGAUGAUUGACUCGUUGCAGAAGGAGAAAGUUACAAAUGGUGAUGUCAUUACUAUUGAUAAGGCCACGGGAAAGAUCUCAAAGCUCGGGCGCUCGUUUGCGCGGUCGCGUGAUUAUGAUGCCAUGGGGUCUACGACGAGGUUUGUUCAGUGUCCGGACGGCGAGUUGCAGCGACGGAAAGAGGUUGUACACGUCGUCUCUCUGCACGAAAUUGAUGUCAUCAAUUCACGGCAGCAAGGUUUCUUGGCAUUAUUCGCGGGGGACACGGGUGAGAUUAAAGCGGAGGUGAGGGAGCAGAUUGACGUCAAGGUUGCGGAGUGGAGGGAAGAGGGGAAAGCGGAAAUUGUGCCGGGCGUUCUUUUCAUUGACGAGGUGCACAUGCUUGAUAUUGAAUGCUUUUCCUUCAUCAACAGAGCUCUCGAGUCGGAGCUCGCCCCAGUCCUUGUCGUGGCGUCGAACCGCGGAAUCACUCGUAUCAGGGGGACCACAUACAAGUCGCCACAUGGCCUUCCACUGGACUUGUUGGAUAGGUUGCUUAUUAUAACUACCAAACCAUACAACGAGAAGGACAUUCGACAGAUCUUGCAGCUACGCUGCGAAGAAGAAGACGUGGAGAUCACGGAGAACGGACUAAACCUUCUCACGCGUAUAGGUCUGGAAACCUCACUGAGAUACGCCAUGUAUCUAAUCACCUCUUCAGCACUCGUGUGCUCGAAGAGAAAGGGGACAGAGGUAGACGUGGAGGACAUCAAGAGGACGUACACCUUGUUCUCCGACGUCAAGCGCAGUACGCAGGCCCUGAGCGACUUCCAAGACGAAUAUAUGUUUAAUGAUGUCUCUCCAAAGUUGGUAGAUGCCGCCUCGAAGGAAGCGACAGGCGAUAGUGAUGCUGUCAUGGACGCGGCAAGUGCCCCUCCAGCAGAGGUGACCACGAAAACAGAGGCAAUGCAAGUCUAAGUUGUACAUAUGAAAUUAACGAGACGGGUUUAACAUCGUUUGAGUUGUAUGGAUAAACCGCUGAAAAGACAAACGAUGUGCCGGUUGGCGCCGUCCGUAACCAUCACACCAGAAGAAUAACGUACAGUGAAGUACAUUAUCUACGGAGGUUCCGGAGAGGACUCUGAGGAGAGGGGGUUCCAUUUGAUCAUAUGCGACGAUUUAGCAGCAGGGAGGGGUCCCACCCUACAGCAGACCUUACCACCCUCGUUGAAGUAGGUGGGUGGCGCAGUUAGACUGACCUCCUGUCUUCCGUGGGCGCCGGCGCGGAGAAGUUGUAUCUGGCUGGCAAAGCAUCCCGGUGGGCGUUGCGGGCAAUGGAGCUGUGCUUUCGUUAAAAAAUUAUCAUCAAAUUU